Molecule: messenger RNA, 585 nt
Organism: Neltuma alba
Lineage: Eukaryota; Viridiplantae; Streptophyta; Magnoliopsida; Fabales; Fabaceae
Product: dirigent protein 22-like
Exons: 1
Coding region: 1-585 (194 amino acids)
Source: RefSeq, a predicted model, not a curated record
AUGGCGAAGCUAGUCUCCAGCAUCUUCAUUCCCCUCGCCACUGUCUUUGCGUUCUUCUUCUCGUCCUCCCUCGCCGCGGUCGAAACGAAACGUUUCUCUAGCAACCUCUCUCCGGCGUCCUUAGGCCUCCGAGAGGAGAAGCUGAGCCAUCUUCACUUCUACUUUCACGACAUCCUCAGCGGCCCAAAGCCCACCGCCGUGAGAGUGGCAGAGGCUCCGGUGACCAACACUUCCUCGACGGCGUUCGGAGCAGUUGUGAUGAUCGAUGACCUGUUGACCUUAGGACCCGAUCCCGAUUCGAAACCCGUGGGACGAGCCCAAGGCAUUUACGCCUCGGCGUCACAAGGCGAGGCGGGCUUGUUAAUGGCCAUGAACUUUGCAUUCACGGAAGGAAAAUAUAACGGGAGCACUCUAAGCGUCUUGGGUCGGAACAAGGUGUUUGACGCCGUGAGGGAGAUAGCGAUCAUCGGAGGGAGCGGCGCUUUCCGAUUCGCACGUGGUUAUGCUCAGGCUAAGACUCACACGUUAGAUCUCAAAACAGGGAAUGCCAUCGUGGAAUACAGCGCCUACGUAUUCCAUUAUUGA